UCUUCUCUGUCACACACCAGACCUGUGGUUCUUCUUCUGCUCUGCAAAUUCAAAAACAAAAAAAACCAGAGACUUUCUUGUCGCUCUCUCCAAUCAUAAUCAUCAUAGUCUUACUAGUAGUAGUACUCGCUUCAACACUCUAAACUUCUGUUUCUGUUUUCUUUUAUAGUUUUCUCGCAGUUUCUCUGAAUCCAAACGCCCCUGCUCUGUUCCCCUGCAUUCUUCUCAAGUUUUUUUUUUCUUCUUGAUAUUUAAAAAGCAAUUGAGGGUUAAUUGCAAUGGAACGUAGAGAUGUGGCUGUGAAGAUCAACGAUGGAGGUGAUGGUGGUGGUGGUAGCGGGAAAUUUUGGGGGGAGUCGAGCUAUCAUUUCUGGCAUGAUACGGGAAAGCAGAGUGAUUCGGGUUUCGAUUUCUCUGAUAGUUCGACGGAUGGUUCGAAUAAGAAUACGGCGGGGGAGGAUCCGCCUUCGAAGAUGAUCGGGCAGUUCCUGCAAAAGCAAAAUGCGUCCGGGGAGGUUUGUCUGGAUAUGGACUUGGAGUUGGAGAUGGCGGAGCUACAAAACGAUCCCAGUAGUGUUCCGCCGCGAACUAAUACCAGUGCCACUAACACUCCUCGUAGUGGCCUACCACCGGUGGCGGAGUCGUCGUCAGCCACUCACUGGGUCUCCUCCGACCUGAACCCAGCUUGGUCCGGUGUCGGGUCUGCUGAGUCCAGCAGAAGGAGGUCUCAAUUUAAGAACUCUCCGCUAAAGGAGGAGCACGGCGGCGGUGACGGUGGAGGGGGAGAAGUUGUGAGGUGCUCCUCACGGGACGGUUCGUUCCAGAGGAAUUCGAGUUUGUUGAGGGAGAAGACUAAAUCAAGACUAAUGAACCCGCCAGAGAGGAUGGGUAGAUACGGGUUUAUGAAGGCUGGUUAUAAUAAUGAAGAGGAGGAGGAUGAUCCCUUGUUGGAGGAGGACAUACCUGAUGAGCUCAAGAAGGACAAGCUUGAUUUCUGGGUACUCUUAGAAUGGGUGAUUUUGGUAUUGAUUAUUGGUGCGUUGGUAUGUGGUUUAACCAUACCUUUUUUGAAGGGAAAAAGAGUGUGGAAAAUGAGAUUGUGGAAGUGGGAGGUCUUCGUUCUGGUUUUGAUAUGUGGGAGGUUGGUCUCUAGUUGGAUAGUGAGGAUUAUUGUGUUCUUUAUUGAGAGGAAUUUCUUCUUGCGCAAGAGGGUUCUGUAUUUUGUUUAUGGGGGGAGGAGAGCUGUUCAAAACUGUCUAUGGUUAGGGCUUGUUUUGAUUGCGUGGCAUUUAUUGUUUGAUGAGAAAGUUAAGAGAGAGACUAGUAGCAAAGUUGUUAAGACUGUGACUAAGAUUUUGGUGUGUUUGUUGGUUGGGAUGUUGGUAUGGUUAGUGAAGACGCUUAUGGUUAAAGUUCUAGCCUCAUCUUUUAAUGUGAGUACUUUUUUCGAUAGGAUUCAAGAGUCUUUGUUUAACCAGUGCGUCAUUGAGACACUUUCAGGGCCACCUUUGAUUGAGAUACAGAGGAAUGAGGAAGAAGAGGAGAAACUAGCUGAGGAGGUUAGGACGUUACAGAAUGCCGGUUUUACGGUGCCACCUGGCCUUAAGGUACCUACCUCUUCAUUGCCAGGGAGUGGGAGGGUAAUAGGAAGUGGAAUGCUUCAGAGAAGUCCUCGAAUGUUAAACCCCGAAAGCCCCAGAUUGUCUCGGACACCUUCUAGCAAGAGAGGUGAUGAGGGUAUAACAAUUGAUCAUUUGCACAAACUGAAUCCGAAGAAUAUUUCUGCUUGGAAUAUGAAGAGGCUGAUACAUAUAGUUCGGUAUGGGGCUCUCUCCACACUGGAUGGGCAGAUACAGGAUUCAGCUUAUGAUGAUGAAAAUGCAAAGAAGAUUAGAAGUGAAUACGAGGCAAAAUCUGCUGCCAGGAAAAUAUUUCAUAAUGUGGCUUGGCAGGGGUCGAGUUAUAUCUACUUGGAGGACAUUAUGCGCUUCAUGCGAGAAGAAGAGGCUUUGAAAGCUAUGAGCUUGUUCGAAGGAGCAUCUGAAAGCAUGAAAAUCAGCAAGUCAGCUCUAAAGGAUUGGGUGGUUAAUGCUUUUAGAGAACGGAGAGCUCUUGCUUUGACACUAAAUGAUACCAAAACAGCAGUGAACAAACUUCAUCACAUGGUGAAUAUCUUGGUCGGCAUCAUUAUAGUAAUCAUUUCGCUUCUUAUUCUUGGAAUUGCCACUACUAGAUUUCUCCUAUUCUUGAGCUCUCAGCUUGUUGUCGUGGCUUUUAUAUUUGGAAAUACAUGCAAGACUGUAUUUGAAGCUAUUAUCUUCUUAUUCGUGAUGCACCCGUUUGAUGUCGGUGAUCGGUGUCAAAUUGAAGGAGUUGAGAUGGUGGUUGAAGAGAUGAACAUCUUAACAACUGUUUUCCUGAGAUAUGACAACCAGAAGAUCGUAUACCCAAACAAUGUUCUUGCUACUAAGGCCAUCAGUAACUACUAUCGCAGUCCACAUAUGGGAGAUGGCGUAGAGUUCUGCAUCCACAUAACUACCCCAGCUGACAAAAUUGAUGAAAUGAAACAGAGAAUAACCAGCUAUAUCGAGAACAAGCAGGACCACUGGCAUCCUGCACCGAUGAUUAUAUUCAAAGACGUGGAGUAUUUGAAUAUGGUGAAGAUGGCAAUAUGGCUGUCGCACAGAAUGAACCACCAAGACAUGGGAGAGAGAUUCGUAAGGAGAUCGCUGUUGAUUGAAGAAGUCAUUAAAAUGUGCAAGGAGAUGGAUAUUCAGCAUCGCAUGUAUCCCCUCGACGUCAAUAUCCGGGCCUUGCCACCAUUGGCGUCUGAAUGCAUUCCUCAAGGUUGACUAUCAAAUGUCGGCUGGGCGACGAAAGAAAGGAUCCGGAUCCGGAUCCGUUUGCUGUGUUUUAUGUGCAAUUUUGUCUUUUUCCUGUCAUGUUAGGUUAUAUUUUCUCUUUUAAGUGCUUCCCCAAUGGGGGGGUCCCAGGCCAGCAAAGAAGAUAUUUUAAGUUAGCAGUUGGCACUGGAUUUUGCUGGUCCCUCCUGUCGCCUGGCAUGAUCUUCUGGGUGCAUAUCAUGUGUGACAUUCCAUUAUUUCAAAUUCAUCAAGUCAUAAUUCAACUAAAGAAGCAGAGAAAAGACAUGGAACCAUUUCUCUCCGUUCA
Molecule: messenger RNA, 3171 nt
Organism: Tripterygium wilfordii
Lineage: Eukaryota; Viridiplantae; Streptophyta; Magnoliopsida; Celastrales; Celastraceae
Product: mechanosensitive ion channel protein 6-like
Exons: 5
Coding region: 279-2852 (857 amino acids)
Biological process (GO): transmembrane transport; monoatomic anion transport
Cellular component (GO): plasma membrane
Molecular function (GO): mechanosensitive monoatomic ion channel activity
Source: RefSeq, a predicted model, not a curated record